This is a messenger RNA of Patiria miniata (bat star), 7390 nucleotides long. Its product is annotated as serine/threonine-protein kinase LMTK2-like. Gene Ontology annotation, biological process: protein phosphorylation. The transcript has 15 exons. Gene Ontology annotation, molecular function: ATP binding; protein kinase activity. Lineage: Eukaryota; Metazoa; Echinodermata; Asteroidea; Valvatida; Asterinidae. Bases 135 to 4691 code for a protein of 1518 amino acids. The record is from RefSeq and is a predicted model, not a curated record.
ACGCGCGUUCAAGUGAUAUCCGAAAAUGCAAUCAAUUACACACGAUCGGGGACGGGCAGCUAAAAAACGCAGGGAUAAUUCACAUCUGUAACAAGACGUAAUGUUGCAAGUGAAAUAAUAACACCUAACUAAUCAUGAAGGUCCAAUCAUCCCUGCCCAAGAUGGUACGACACGGCUUAUUGGCUGCUGUGCUGAUCCUGGCUGUUUGCGAACUCAUCGAUGCAGCGUCAUUGGCCGAUACAAGAGAAAGUGUGAUGAAUGCAACUGGUUUGUCUGACAUGACGGUUAUCAGCAUCCUCUCUGUAGCGUCUUGUCUCUGCCUGAUCAUUGCUUUUGUUGGAUGUGCCUCCUGCUGCAAAACUGGAUUUGCUCAGAAAUUUGAGGACACCACCACAGAGACCACAGUCGUUGGUGAGCAGUACACCCGUUUCUCUGACUUCAGCCCCCCGACCAUGAGCACGCCAAGCCGCCCACCAGGCUCCCACGAGCCUGAGACCGUCACCAUCGAACCCUUACCCCAGCUACCAGGCCGUACAAGUAACCAGUGGGUGAACGUCAUAAGGGUGAGCGGUGGUACUGGUGGGGGGCUGGACCCUGGACAGACCCUGCAGAGCAUCAAGCUGAUUGACUCGCCCAGGUUCCAGUUCCCUAGAGGGCAGAUUAGCUAUGUGGAUGAGAUGGGCAAUGGUUGGUUUGGCAAGGUUUUACAGGGUGAGGCCCAGAGGAUGCACCCAGGCCUGCGUAAGUCCCGCGUUGUCAUCAAGCAACUCAGGGAUACAGCCACGCCAGAGGAGCAACUCCUUUUCCUCCAAGAAGUCCAGCCAUACAGGGAGGUGAACCAUCCCAACGUUUUGCUGCUACUAGGCCAGUGCAUUGAUAGCAUGCCACUACUGCUCAUUUUAGAGUAUGCGCCAUUUGGUGACCUCAAGUCCUAUCUGCGCAAGCAUCGCGACGACGUCCAGCAGAUGGCCCAACAAGACAUCCAGCUCAAGAUGGCCGCCGAUAUAGUCAGUGGUCUGAUGUGGCUUCACCAGGCUGACUUCAUUUACAUCGAUCUUGCAACUCGUAAUUGUCAAGUCAGUGCAGACACUUCAGUCAAGAUUGGUGACUACGGCCUUGCCCUAGAGAAGUACCCAGAUGAUUACUACAUCACCAAGGAUAACACCCAAGCCAUACCCAUCCGAUGGCUGGGCCCGGAGGUCAUUGACCUUGCAGAGGACGGCACAGUCAAGACGAAGAAGAUCACUAAGGAGUCCAACGUCUGGUCGUUUGGCAUUAUGAUGCUGGAGCUGUCCACCGGUGCCAAGAGGCCGUACGCCAAGCUGACAGACGAGCAGGUGCUUCAGCAGGUGGUGAAAGAACAAGAGAUACGAGUGGAUAAACCCAACCUCAGCAUUCACUAUGCUGCUAGAUGGUUUGAGAUCAUGAUGUACUGCUGGCUGGAAGCCGACAUCCGCCCCACCAUGAAGGAGCUACACGAUCUCAUCCAGUACCUCAAGGACCACCGGGACCGGGUUGACAUGCCUGACUUUGAGGCUCGCUGGAACAACCUAAAGCCAGCAGCCCUACAAGAAUCGUCAGAGUCCGGGAAAGAAGAUGAGGUUGCUCCCCCUUCAACAAUUCAGAAAAACCCACCUGGAUUCGAUGAUGAUUUCAUUUCCCAGCAGCAGAAUGAGAAGCCUUCGCCUACAAAACAAUCCCCGGUGAUAGUCCCCCCUAAAGCAAAGCAAGAAUCGCCUGCCAAAACAGUCGGGUUCAACUCCGAUUUCGGAUCAGCACCAGUGGCUUUCAUCAAAUCACCUCCGGAGAAUGUUACCGACAUGCCGAGCCCCAACAGGAACAUGAAUGCGGAAACCGGUACUGCCGGGGACCAGCCACUGUUUGAUGAUGACUUUGUGACAGCCGUCGUGCAGCCGACCAUUGAAGCUGCCCCACAGCCUGAUGUCCCGGUUGAUCAAUUCCAGUCAGAGUUUGUGACGCAAGUGGAAGUGCCAGCAACUCAGUCGGCCCCGCUGUUUCUCGUACAAGAUGGUGGAAUUAACAUCAAGGACGAAACUCCCAAACCAGUGUUACAAUCAGAUUUAGUCCCAUCAUCCGCACCAACCGACGAGACAUCACCAGAUAUCUCUCUCCAAGCUCCACAAGAAAUCUCUUUUGAUGAACCCCAGCCAGAGCUGGACGCUGAAGUCCAACGCACCAGCACUCCAGUAGUAAGUGAGGAGCAUUAUGACCCCUCUGCCAACUUCUCCAUGGUGAGCCCUGCCGCAGACCACGAUCCUAACACCUUCAUCUCAACGUCCAGCCUGUCCCUCAGCAAGACACCCACCCCUAAUGAAGACUCCAUAACAUUCCACUCAAUGGCCACACCGGACAGCAAGGAUCAAACCGAGUUCCUAAGCUUUGACACAGCUAACACCACCCCAAGUACCAACUACCUAACGCCAACCAAAGACCACACACCAACCAUGGAUAAUACCUUUGAUACCACGACAAGCUUUCAGGAUGAGGAACCCACAUUCAUAAUCAAAACAGACACAACCCCAGUUGACGUACAGUCCACUGAUCCACUCAGUGCCCCAUUGCCAGCAGACCACUCCCCGACAGAAUUCACCACUUUCGUGACUGGAGAGGCACACCCACUGGCAGCAGAAGACCAGUCUGCUGCAGCUGUUCCAUCAAGCGAUGUCACCCCUCUGGAGACUAAUGAGAGUUUGGUAGUGCAACUAAGUACCCCAACGCCAGCGGACCACUCCCCGACAGAAUUCACCAGUUUCGUGACUGGAGAGGCACACCCACUGGCAGCAGAAGACCAGUCUGCUGCAGCUGUUCCAUCAAGUGAUGUCACCCCUCUGGAGACUAAUGAGAGUUUGGUAGUGCAACUAAGUACCCCAACGCCAGCAGACCACUCCCCGACAGAAUUCACCACUUUCGUGACUGGAGAGGCACACCCACUGGCAGCAAAAGACCAGUCUGCUGCAGCUGUUCCAUCAAGUGAUGCCACCCCUCUGGAGACUAAUGAUAGUUUGGUAGUGCAAUUAAGUACCCCAACGCCAGCAGACCACUCCCCGACAGAAUUCACCAGUUUUGUGAUUGGAGAGGCACACCCACUGGCAGCAGAAGACCAGCCUGCUGCAGCUAUUCCAUCAAGUGAUGCCACACCUCUAGAGACCAAUGAGAGUUUGGUAGUGGAACCCCCGGGCGAAGAUACACUCAUGCAGUCCGGCUUUUUCGACAGCACAGAUUCCAGUUUUGCAACUCCUCAACAAGCUCCAAGGGACCUGUCCAGCCUCUCCCUCCUCCCCUCAACGGAAACCUCACAAAUCGUCUCCUCACCCUUCACAAUCACGAUGAGCACUGAUGGAGCCGGCUCACCUCUAGAGGGCGCCCUCUCAGUCCACUCCGGGACGGGCAAUGGAACGGUCAGCCACAGCUUUACGUCAUCAUCAUCGUCUAGCAGCAGCACACGUGUUAUGAAAACAACGCGCACGGUGCGCCAGGUCCGCAUAGUCGGAGGGCAGGAGAUUGUGAUGGAGGGCGAUGGCGAGACUAUAGAGGGCGACGGUGUUGUGUCAGUGGUUCCUGGAGCGGACGGGGAUGGGACAGUCAUUCAGACACUCUCAGGUGGUGAGUUACAGACGUCAUCAAGUAGUUUCCAGUCCACUCAGCAAACAUCAUCCUCUAUGAUGAGACAAACUAGCGGCAGCGAGCAGCUGGCAUCAUUCACAGUCACCCCAGGUGGCGAGAUGACAAGCAGCGAUGGCACGAUAUCCGUCACAAGACAGAUGAGCGGUGAGAUGUCAUCGUCAUCCUCAACGUCAUCAGUCACACGACAAGUGAGCAGUCAGCAGGUCUCAUCCUUAACCAGCGAGAUGAGUGGAGAGGCAACAUCCAUGGUUUGGCAGAUGAGCGGCGAAAGCACGUCAUCCAUGACGCGCCAGUUAAGCAGCAGCAGUUCCAGCAGCAGCCUGACUGCAGCAAGCAGUAGCAAAGUCGUCACCUCCCAGAAGACCGUCGCUGAAGCAUCCGCACUGCAGCAAGUUAGCAGUUCCAACAACGCCAUCUCAGGCAGUGGAGAUCUAACAUUCAUGCUCAGCGGCGAUAACGCAUUGAAACAGAUGGGCAGCAGCAGCACGUCAGUCGUCAGUCACAGCUCCAGUUCACAGAGUCUGUCUCGCAGCGAGAUGUCCUCCCAAGUUGUUUCGUCGUCGGAGCAAAGCGGGGAAGCUCCAAGCAACGUCACAGUGUCCCGUAGCAUGAGUGCCUCAGCCAGCCAGCAGCAGCAAUCCUCAAGUGUACAGAUCAUGACUCAGAGCUCAAGCAAUGCCCAGCAACCCGUGGCCUUUGACCUGAACAGACUGAGUCUCGACGCAGCCAACGGAAAUUCCCUGGUGGAAGGUGAACCCGGUACCACCGUACAGAAGACCAUGAAGGUGACUACUGGACCGGGGCAGGUCAGCGUGGGUCAGGCGAUGACCAUGCAGGGCGGAGGGUCUGAUGUCAGAGAGAUGGAGAAUGGAACCAAGGUAUCCGUCCAGUGGCAAGGUUCAGCAGCCGCAAAACAAGAACACAGCGUCUUCUCGACGGAGUUCACAACGGAUGGAUCAUCUGGUCAGCUUGAAGGACUGCCGGGCCAGUCUAGUCAACUCGCCGUUACUUUGCCAGAGGGGGACUCUACCUCUGAGGGAAAUUAAGAUUUGUGUAGCCACUUGCUUUUUGUAGUUUUAGGAUCCUUUUUUUGGUAGUCGUUUUAGUGUAUUGCUUUGCUGAAUUAAAUUAGCUUUGUUGCUUUAAGUGCUCCUGCAGAAAUUUUUACCAUUAUCCAGCUACACCCAUCAGAAUCUAAUAAAUUGAGUGUGAGGCCCUCUAGAUCCUAGAGAAUCCAACAAAUAGACCAGAGGUCUUAUUAUACCUCAGAUCAUCAAAAUUCAAUUGAAACUGCCACUCAUAGGUUUAGUUGGAUAAUCCUUAUUCUAUCACAGUCUACCCAUAGGAUUUGAAAGUAUUUUGAUAGUUUUUGACGACUGCACCACCAAAAUUCUACUUUUGUUACAAUGAAUGUGCCAUUGGUAUCCUGUUCAAUGCUGGAUUUCGUAAGAUUCAGGAUUGUUCCAAGGAGAAAGCUGUCCGGAGUGCUAGGGUUAAUGUACAAAGUGUAGUUUUACGUUCUGUGAAAGGUGAAUAUUUUCUGGUAGUCAUAAAGUUUUUCAUUUUGAAGUUUUAGAUGUAAUGUUCAAUUUUUUUGCAGCUUUAUCACAUUUGCAUUCACAUUAAUGUUAAUAACCAAAAAAAAAUAAUUGAUGAGAAAUUGUACUGUACUGUAUCAUUGUGAUUUGUACUCGUAUGUUAGGGAGUUUUGCGUGAGCUUUGAAAAAACUGUAUUUUUGUAUUCAGAAAUAAUCUAUGUGUAAAUGAAUUUGAAAUCAAAAGAAUACUUUUUUAGGACAACUGAAUAACAAUGUACAUAGAGCUUAUUUGAAAACAUUUAUUUUAGCAGAGUCAACUUUUUGUGCGUAUUCAUUAUUUUUCAUACAUUUACUGCAUAGAAAUUGUUAAAAUCUGGUACUGGUAUUCAAAGUGUAUACACAGUUGUCAAUUUUUUAAACUAUUUUUGUAAAAUGCGGAUGAGGGAAUUAGAGACAUGUAAACAAGUGUUUAUUCCAGCUAAUUUUUUGUUAGAGUGACACAACUUAAUUAAUUGAAACUUUAUUCUGGUGUAUGUAUGUUGAAAACCAAAUUGCCAUAAUAAUUGUUAAAACUGUUUGUAACUCAGUUUGUAAGAUUAUGUAUUCAGAAUAGCAUUGUCAAGUAUGGGCAGAAGGAAGGUUGUUUUAAUACUGUGGCUAACCAUUGUUAGAUUAACUUACACCGAUCGCAUGCUUCUCAUUGAUUGUAAGAGUUGUCUCGUUGACUCUUUGGGACCCUCCUGAAGACGUUAACCCUUUAGCUGGUUAGAGUAGCCAAUAAAUAGCUGGUAAUAAGUAGCGGGGAGCCAGGCGUAUCAGAUUAGUGAUAGCGUUUGACCAUGAUUUGCCUCCACAUGCACGGUGCGGUAUAUCACAGAUCAACCACAGCUGCAAACCUGCACAUUGUAUUCCAAAGAUUUUUUUUAAAAAUACGACAAGCAGCAGCCUUAAAUAUUGCAUUAUCUUUAUGAACAUAAACAAAAUGUAUUUUCGUGAAUAACUGUAUUCAGAGAGUUAUAUAUGAUGCAGUACUAGAUUGCGUACAUGUAUUUUUGUCGUCGGAUUUUUUCAAUGAGUUUCACCACUGUUUAAUGUAAUACUCAGAUUAUUGUUUGCGAAUUCAUAUCAUUAUUUUGAAAAAUAUGUUUGGUAUUUUAAGCAUUUUAAAACAUAGAAUGUGUCAUCAAUGUCAAUAUUUUAGAUAUACACAAAAGAGCUGGGGUAACUCAAAAGCUCUUUUCAUACUUCCCAUGUAAAAAUUGGUCCCAUGACAAGUGAUUGUUUUGUUUUUGUUUUUGUUAGGAAAUCACUUUUUUUAAACAUUGGGAAGAGAGGUAGAAAAUAGCUUUAGGACAUGUUUGUUAAACAAUCUAUCAACAAUUUUUUUUUUUUAAAUGCAGAGAUUUUAUUGUGGUUUUAGAUAUUUCGUGUAAUGUAUUUGCAGAUGAUAACUUUCCCAGCCAACAUUCCAGCUUAUGUUGUCAAAUUGACUUUUUGUUUCGUGAUCAAUUUCAGUAGCAUUAUGUCUAAACUAAAGCUUCAUCACGUAUUUGUGUUGGUAUUAGUUAAAAGCAUUGUUAAAGUUGUUUCUAAUUGUUAUGUGGAGGUUAUUAUUGAAAAUAGGUUCAUUUUGAUGUACUAUAAAUGUAAUAAGAAAAACAGCAUCAAUUUAAUUUUUCCAGCUAAGAAAAAUUCUGCUUUGUCCUCAGUCACUGAGCCAGGCCAGUGUUUCUAAACCCAAGACAUGACUCAGCAUUGCUGAUAUUUUUAUUGUGAUUCAACAUUUUAAAACUCAUCAGAAUUUCAUUAAAUUUCAGUAUUACUUGAUAUUUGGUUUAUAUACAAAUCAUAUCAAUUACGAAAAUAUUUCUAGCAUUGAUUUAGUCCCGGUGCAAAGGUUUUGUACUUAAUGUUAAAAAGAUACAUUUAUCAAAAGGAUGCAUUUAUGAACAACAAAAUGUAAUCGAUGUCUCAUGUAUCUCAUUACAUGAUAUCCUGUUUGAUAUUUCGAUUUUUCAUUUAUUCGUGUUAAUCCCAGUACUGUGAAUUAAUUUCUGCUACUUCAUAUCGUCAAUAUGCAAUGUACUCUUAAAUCUGCCUAUUAUGUAAUAUCACAGGUACAUGACUACAUUAAAUGUAUUCUUUGUCAUGAAAUUUAUGAUGAAUUGUCACACAGCCAAUGAAAUAAAAUUGAUUGGAACUCAAAA